Molecule: messenger RNA, 1682 nt
Organism: Helobdella robusta
Lineage: Eukaryota; Metazoa; Annelida; Clitellata; Rhynchobdellida; Glossiphoniidae
Exons: 8
Coding region: 113-1207 (364 amino acids)
Biological process (GO): protein transport
Cellular component (GO): recycling endosome membrane; trans-Golgi network membrane
Source: RefSeq, a predicted model, not a curated record
GUUUGUUUUGUUUGAAAAAUUGGCGAUCGCCUUUCUGAAAAUUUAAAAAUUACUUUUUUGUAACACGAAACCGUUUUCUUGUUUUAUUCUUUUUUGAAACAACUUUAUAUUCAUGGCCGAUUUGAAUGACAUUAAUCUCAACGAAAGUGAUCCGUUCAAGGAUGAGUCAGUGAAAGAGGCAACUGCUCAGAAGGACGACAUGCCUGCUGAACUUUCAUACAAUCCAUUUCAAGCUAAUAGUAAUUCAUCAGCACCAAAUGACCAUUACAAGCACGGCCCACCAGAAGAAGAUAAAUCAAAACCUGCACUCAACAACCAAUCAAUCUACUCCUCCAUUCUGCAGCUACCGCAGUUACUACAUCAACUUCCACAACAACCACCACAACAACAGCAACAACAUCUGGAUUCGUUGUACAGUGCAACUUCAACGGAGCAUCAACUAACAGCUGCAGAACUUAAAAAGCGCCAGGAACAGUUGGACAGGAGGGCAGAGGAACUACGGGAAAGGGAGAAUGCCAUGCAGAAAAACAUGAGACUUUCAUCAGAAUCGGUCAGCAACUUUCCACCUCUCCCUGGUUUCUGUCCAGUUCGACCUUGCUUCUACCAAGAUGUUGAAGCCGAGAUACCUGUGCACUUUCAGAGGCUGGUCAACAUGAUCUACUACUUCUGGCUCUGUUAUGUGAUUUUGCUGGUAUGGAACCUGGUCAUGUGUCUUUCAUACUUUGUUGUUACGGUGGAGUGCAACCUUCGCAAUCAUUCAGCUGUUAAUUUCACUCUCUCACUCCUCAACCUCAUCAUCUUCACUCCUGCUUCUUAUGUCUUCUGGUUCAGACCAGUUUACAGAGCUUUCAAAUACGACAGUUCAAUAAAUUUCUUUGUCUUCUUCUUUGUCUUCUUUAUGCAGUUCAUAACGCUGUUGAUGCAGUGCCUCGCUAUUGAUGGAUGGGGAUUCGCGGGCAUCUUGAAUGGCAUGGACCUCUUCACAGCUGGCUACAGAGCUGCCGCCAUCGUUGGAGUCUUCAUGUUUCUGACGGGAGUUGUAUUUGCGAUCAUGUGUGCCUUCAACGUCAUACUCCUGCUCAAGGUGCACCAGUUGUAUCGAAAUUCAGGAGGUAGCCUGGAGAAGGCUCAGAUAGAGUUCAGCAGCAGUGUGAAGGACCUGGCUGUUAACCAGGACAGUGCCAGUCAGUCACUGCUUCUCAAAUGAGGCUCUCAGUUUGUUAUCAUUUUACAGAUGGCUACAUUAACAACAACUCUAAUUGUUAUCAUCAGUUGGUCAUAGCGAUGCUAUAAAUAAUGAUAAGUGAUAAUUUGUUAGGAGCUGAUUAACCAUUAACAAUUGCAGCAGUUUAUAAAUAUUUUAUUAUUGUUAAAUGUGGUGCCAGCAGUCAGUUUUUGAUGAUGCAGACCUCCAUCAAAAAAUUUUAUUUGCUCUAUCGCUAUAUUUAUCACUUGGUGGAGGACAUUAUAAAUACUCAUUUAUAUUAUCGAACAUCUGUGUAUCUAGUCUCUUGUUCUAUGUGUUCAUAUGUUUAUUGGACGAAUCUGGUUGUUUGAAUUGCAUUAUUUUAUUCCCUUUACAUGUUUAUAUAUAUAUUUUUGUUAUUUACACACCAUUUUUUAGCGAUAUUUAAUUAACUUAUUUAAACAUUCCACAACAAAAAAUAUUUACAUCAUUGUUU